GGAUUCCUUCAGCCCAAGCUGACACUCUCAGUGUUGAGCCAGGCAGGAGUCGCACUCAGCGAUCGCUCAGUAACGCUGUAACAGCCACAAGGUGCGCUGGGACUAUCUGCGCUGCGCUUAUUCCCUGCUGUGCAGAUUUGAGCCACCUGCGAGGCAUCACUAAAAAUAUCAACAAAUGGGAUUUCUUCUCCCCCUGACAAUGAGCACCUGAGCCCCCUGGACCGGACUUACCCCCAACAAAUUCAUUGGCAUUGCCUUUCUGUGCCCCUGCUGUGCUGCCAGUCUGGAUUGUGAACUAAUCGCAGGGAUUGCCAUUGAGAGGACAAACAGAAGAGAACAAAAAAAAACCUGGUCGCAAGAGCUUGCAAUUGAUGGGAUGUGUUCCGGUGUUCCAGAUCAUCAGUGAGGUUCCUCCGCGACCCAUUGGUACCUAGUGGGAGUACUGCCGACCCCCCAGCAGCAGGAUGACCCCUGAGUACUUCUUGAGGUCUCUGUUGAUGAUGAUUUUAGCUGUGUUCUCCGCUAAUGCUAGCAACUGGCUAUACCUGGCAAAACUGUCUUCGGUGGGCAGCAUAUCUGAGGAAGAGACGUGUGAAAAGCUAAAGGGAUUAAUUCAGCGUCAGGUGCAAAUGUGCAAGAGGAACCUUGAGGUGAUGGAUUCGGUCCGACGAGGUGCUCAGUUGGCCAUAGAGGAAUGUCAGUAUCAGUUUAGGAACCGGCGGUGGAACUGCUCAACCCUGGAUACGCUACCGGUAUUUGGGAAAGUGGUGACACAAGGAACAAGGGAGGCAGCGUUUGUGUAUGCCAUAUCUUCCGCUGGUGUUGCCUUUGCAGUUACAAGAGCUUGCAGUAGUGGUGAUCUGGAGAAAUGUGGCUGUGAUAGGACUGUGCAUGGCGUCAGCCCUCAAGGGUUCCAGUGGUCUGGCUGCUCAGAUAACAUUGCAUACGGAGUCGCUUUCUCCCAGUCAUUUGUGGAUGUCAGAGAGAGAAGUAAAGGAGGCUCCUCUAGUCGUGCUCUAAUGAACCUCCAUAAUAAUGAAGCUGGCCGCAAGGCCAUUUUGAACAAUAUGAGAGUGGAAUGCAAGUGUCAUGGUGUCUCGGGAUCCUGUGAAGUAAAGACGUGCUGGAAAGCAAUGCCUACUUUUCGCAAAGUUGGAAAUGUCCUCAAGGAGAAAUUUGAUGGGGCUACGGAAGCAGAGCAGAAAAAAAUUGGUUCUACAAAAGUGCUGGUUCCUAAAAAUUCUCAGUUUAAACCCCACACAGAUGAAGACCUUGUCUAUUUAGAUUCCAGCCCAGAUUUCUGUGAUCAUGAUCUAAAGAACGGUGUCUUAGGUACAACUGGUCGACAGUGUAACAAGACUUCCAAAGCUAUAGAUGGCUGUGAGCUUAUGUGCUGUGGAAGAGGAUUUCACACAGAAGAGGUUGAGAUAGUAGAGAGGUGUAGUUGUAAAUUCCACUGGUGCUGCUUUGUCAAAUGUAAACAGUGCCAUAAAGUGGUAGAAAUGCACACAUGCCGGUGAUCCCAGCAGGCGGAGGAACUUAUUUCUGCUUUAUGGACAUUGUGUCUCUCUACAGAGCACCAGACUCAUUCCUUCUACUAGGCCUAGUGAAACUUCAAUAAUUGCAAAAUCCUAAAGAGGGACAAUUUUUUGUUGUAUAUAUAUAUAUAAAUAUAUGUGUGUGUGUCUUUGUUUUUUAUUUAUUGCUGGCAAACAUUGAUAAUGUGGGUCAGUAUUUCCCAUCAACAAAUGGUGGAUUUUUUUUUACUUGUUGCUGCUUUUACAAGGACUGAGAACUGAACCAUAAAACUUCUGAAGGAUUGGAACUUGGUUAUUAUGCAAGAAGAAAAUGGACAAAAUAUGGACUGAUAAAUGAUGACCCACUAUCCAGUUUCUUAUUCCAGUGACAUUUAACUAACUUCCACCAAAAAUGACCAAAUUAACUAAUGGAAAAAACUUCAUUUUAUUUUUAAAUGAAAACAAAACAUGGUAGCCUAGGCAUUUUAUAUCUAUAUCAAUGUAUAUAUAAAAAAUAUAUAUAUAUUCA
Messenger RNA from Xenopus laevis (African clawed frog), 2046 nucleotides. It is a transcript of the gene wnt4.S, whose product is annotated as Wnt family member 4 S homeolog. Gene Ontology annotation, biological process: neuron differentiation; Wnt signaling pathway; canonical Wnt signaling pathway. Gene Ontology annotation, cellular component: extracellular region. The record is from RefSeq and is a predicted model, not a curated record. Gene Ontology annotation, molecular function: signaling receptor binding; frizzled binding; cytokine activity. The coding region runs from base 465 to 1520 and encodes 351 amino acids. The transcript has 5 exons. NCBI's taxonomy places the organism in Eukaryota, Metazoa, Chordata, Amphibia, Anura, Pipidae.